GGAAGAGAAAACAUCGUUGAUUCAAGCAGCAGAAGCGGAAACGGAAACUCUGCAAACUCGAUUAGCUGAGGAGAAGUCGAAGUUUAAACAGUUGUCAGAGGAGAAAACUUCGCUACAAAAUGCAAAACAGGCUUUAGAACAGAACUUAUCCACCGAACAAGGAGCUAAAGCAUCUCUAGCGCAAACGUUGGAGGAAGAGAGAGCAACC
Molecule: messenger RNA, 208 nt
Organism: Amoebophrya sp. A25
Lineage: Eukaryota; Dinophyceae; Syndiniales; Amoebophryaceae
Source: the annotation of a GenBank genome assembly